UCUCUCUCUCUCUCCUCCCCUCUGUAACUCAGUGAAUCGAAAUCCAUGGUUGAAGUGUGAAAAUGCCGACGACAGAGAAGCUGUUGGUGCAAAUCUUCGAGAGGAAGAAAUGGAUCGUCAACCAAGCCAAACACCAGGCCUACCUCUUCGAGCAACACCUCACCUCCAAAUGCCUUAUUGACGGAAUUGCCCCUCCUCCAUGGCUUUUGUCCUCCUCCUUUGACCCCAAUCAUGUAUUGAACAAACCAGAGCUGAUUUUAGGAUUUCCACUCCCUCGCACACAGCCCGUGAUCCAUUUUACCGGUAGCCAUUGCCCCGUGUUUGACAAGCCAGUUCCUACAGCUCACAGUGGGGAGCUACCAAAUGGUUUGUGCACUGAACGUCAUGGUUUUGACAGAGGUUUCAGUGCAGGAGAGGAGGUUUUGAUUUUGCCACACUGCCCUGUAAGUAAUGCUGGGUGUGCCUCCAAUGGCGUUCCUCAAGACCAGAGAGAAGAGGAUCCUAGUGUUACAUCUCCAGAAGAUCAGAAGGAUGCAAGGAUCUCAGACAUUUACCACAACCCAGCUCUAUCACUGGCUAGAUGUGCAGGAGAUGAGGUAUCUAUUUUGCCACAGUGCCCCAUUAGUAACGCUCGUUGUUCCUCUGAUUGUGUUCCUCAAGAUCAGAGAGAAGAGGAUCCAAGUGCUAUUUUUCCUGAAUAUCAGGGGAAUGCAAAAACCUCGAACAUUUAUCAUGACCCAGAUCUAUCACUGGCUAGAGUUCAAAGAUCCAAGUCCAGGCAAAGAGCUCUCGCAAUUCGCAACAGUGCCAAUAAAAGCAGUUCACAGGUUAAGAACAACGUUAAUGGUUGUGCUGGUGGGAUUAUUGGGUGUGCGAUAUCUUUCCUACAAACUGAGCAUGUUGAUGAAAUAAACUUAGUCAAGCCUCCUGAUACAUGUGAUAAUCUAGAGUUAAGUGCAGUAAAUGGGGAAAAACAUUCAAGUAAGGAGAAUUCUUCUGUGGAGUUUGUCUCCAGAAGUACUGGGUCACAAGUUGUGCGUAGUGUUGAAAGAACAGCAAAAGGUUCCAGCUCCUACAUGUCUGGUCAAAGAAUUGUAGCAAAAGAUGCCAGCAGCAACAUAUCGGGUCAAAGAAUAAACCAGUCAAUGUCUGCCGCAUCGAACAAGUCUCAUGAUGCCCAGAGAACUCAAAUAUCUGCUGGAACGUCUAUUCCAAUUCAAAGGGAUCUAGAACUAUGUGCAGUGAAUUCAACAGAUUCUUCAGACAAGUGUGGGGCAGAGGACAAUUCCCAGGUUUUGGAUCACAGGGGUACACAGUCCAGAUCUGCUGCUUCAAACAAGGAUUUGCCAGAAAAUCUGACUCAUGGGGUUGCAGGAAUCAGGCAUCUGGAUAUGUCCAGUACUAUGGUACAAGAGGUACCUUGUACACAAACCUGUGAAUUUGUUGAAGUUGCAAGUGUUGGAGAAACUGAAAUUGAUCCUGAUGGAUGUAUUGAAGCUAAUCCUAUUCGUUCUGGAUCUACCUUGGAUGGUAAUGGGCUUAGAAGUGGAGGGGAAGUUUUACACUCAAGGCAGCCUGCUGAUUGUGCUUUUGUGAAUCCCAAGCAACUUAAUUUUGAUGACGUGGAAGAGUCCUGUUUGAAUGGAAUUUGUACUCCUGCUCUUAAGAAGGGAAUGCAGGGAAGGUCAUCAGAAAAAAGUUCUCUUUCCUUGAUGCAUGCUGAAAACAUAAUGGCUGAAGGAAUAACUGUCAAUUACCAAGACAAUUGUAACACACCACUGGAGAUGAGUUUUCUGGGGGGUCGGGAAGUUUCCGUCAGAGGAAAGGAGCUCCAGAGUAGUUUAUCUGAAGCCCCUGAAGGGCAGUUGCAUAAAACUGGAAGUGCCUCGAAUGAAAAUGCUGCCUCAUCAGUAAAAGAGACAUCCAAUGCUCAUAAGGAUGGAGCUGCCAAUACUUUGCUAGAAAGUGGCAAAGUUCAGAAAUCCUUUUUGACAGAUAAUCCAAUGGGCUUGCAAGUAGCCUGGGAAAGUUUGGUUGAAAGCCUGUCUAAUGUUAAUGCUGCAAAACCAACUGAAUUGGUCACAGAAGAGAGUGCACUGUAUUCUCAUGCCGUUAGUAAUCCUACAGUAUCAACGGAUUCUGAUUUUACUAUGGUGUCCGAACCUGGUUCUUUCAGAAUCCCGGAUGCAAAGAAUCUUGCAGUUGAGAAUCCUUGUGCUGCUUCCUUGGAUGAGAUGAAGGGUAACUUGCCUCAGCCGAUUAUACAUUCACACAUUUCUCCAAACUAUGAACUGUGGAGUAUUGGUGAUAAGGGAGAUGUAGGUUAUACCAAAUCAACUGAAUGCCAGAUUGCAGAGAAAUCCAAAGGAAGAAGUUUUAGCUCUUCUAUGCAGGGUUCAUGGCCUCAGCAUAAACGAAGAAAGAUUGAGCACACAAUAGUUGAUGAUCUGUCUUCUUCACGGGACUUGAUAGAAAAGGUUUUUCACACCAUCAAUAGAGAUUCUAUUUGUGGAAACUUGGGAAAUGUAGAGCAUAGUCCGAAUGCCGUACUAGAAUCUCAGGGCCUUUCAAUUUCUCAGGAGGAUGUUGUGAAUUCAGUUGUCAGUGGAAUUCCAGUUGAAGAAACACAUCAAAAUGAGGAUCACCACAUGAUAGAGAGGUCUGAAUCUUCACCUAAGGCACAUAUGAAAGAGGGUGAAAUCAGCGUGGGAGGGGGGGACAGAAGUGGGAAUGCACCGUUCACUUUUAUGCAUGAAGAAUUGGAAGCAUCACUUCUCUCAAGUUUGAUGAAGCAGGAUGCUGGCCCGUCUCAAGAUUGUUUUAUGGAGGAAACAGGAGUAGUACAUCCAACUAGCAUUAUUGUUGAUACAGGAAGUCCAUGCAUAGAAGGGAACCAUGUUUCUCUUCCUCUUGAGGAUAAUCCUACACUGGGAAAUGUUGACAAUUGGACUUGCGCUGGAAGAGCCAUGCAGGAAAAGAGAUUUGAUCUUGGAGGGACCAGAAAUUUUUCAUAUUUUUCAGUUGGUUCUCCACGUGGCCAAUCCUUGGAUUUGAUUGGUGGUGAUGAUACGAAGCCUGAGCUUGAGGGGUUCAUUUUAGAAACAGAUGACGAACCAACAAGCAUUGCUCGAGAGGAUAUUAACUUUGAUGAGUGGAACCUUCCAAGCACUACAUUUGAACGUGCCAGCAUUUUGGAGCAGCUUUGCAAAUCUGUUUGCAUGCAAACUCCAAUGGCAUGCUUUUCAGCUUCAAAUAAGUCGCACAAAAUUCCAAAUCUCUAUCAGUCUGUUCCAACUGGGCUUCUAGAGGGUGGUGUGGAUAUGAGGACCACCUUGCCAAUGAAUGAUGCCGUCAAGCCGUUAAAGGAUGGUCAUAGUUGCUUGAGUGAGGAAGUUGGCCAGGCGUUUAAUGGAAGGUCCUAUUCUGAUUGCCUACCAAAUCGUAGUGGUCAAUCUGGUUGGGACAUUAAGAAACCUUACAUAUCGCCAGUUGGGAAACUCUGGGAUAGAACUGGUUCAAGCACUAGCAGUUCGGGGAAGCGAGGGAGCUUAAAUCCAGAACUUCCCUGCAUUAGUGAAGAAAAUGAGAAUAUAGAUGAGGUAUCUGCUACUUCCCGAGGUGGCAUUGUUUCAGAAGUAUUAAAUAGCUCAAUACAAAGAGUACCACUUUUUCGAAAGCUGAACCGCAUGAGACUUAGUCUAGACUCAGUCAACGCUGAAUUCAGCUUAACGGGGACUAGUAAGAGCUUCAAACUGAAGCAUGGAAUCCAAAACAGCAUCAAGAGAAGAUAUAACAACAAGGAGAACCUGAGCAUAUCACGAGGAACAAAUGAUAUUAAGAGGACCACUGGACCACUUCGUAAACCAAAAUUAUCUGGAAAAACCAGCUUGAGAAAAGGUGGUCCAAGUUUGUCAGAGUGGGAGCCUAAGCGUAACAAUAUUGUGUCCAGUAUGACUUCCUUCAUUCCUCUUGUUCAACAGAAACAAUCAGCUGCAGUUGUAACAGGGAAGAGGGACAUCAAAGUGAAGGCCCUGGAGGCUGCCGAAACUGCAAAGCGUCUUGCACAAAAGAAAGAGAAUGAGCGCAAGAUGAAGAAGGAAGCCUUGAAGCUUGAGCGGUCAAGAAAGGAGCAAGCGAAUAUGAGGCAGUUAGAGCUGCAAAAGAAACAGAAAGAAGAAGAGAGGAAGAAAAAAGAUGCUGAUAUGGCAGCAAAGAAAAGACAAAGGGAAGAGGAAGAUAGGAAGGAGAAGGAAAGAAAAAAAAUGCGUGUUGAAGCACGGAGACAGCAGAGAGAACAUGAAGACAAGUUACCAGCUGAAAAAGAAGAUAAAGAAAUGAAACGCCAGGCCAUUGAUGGAAGAGGACAUGAGAGUAAGAAAUCUAAGGAUGAAACAGCGCAUAAGACAAUGGAGGAAGAAAGGGAAUAUGACACUUUCAGGAACAUUUCAGAGACUGAGCCUAGGACUUCCAGGGUUUCAACAAGUAAUGCCAGAAGAGAGAGUAUUAUCCAUGAAGAACACAGUUUGGCCUUGAGUAAUUUUGGAUAUAGCACAGUGGUACUGAGCAAUGUAGACAAAGCAAUAGACAAUGGGAAGUCCGCUGCGAAUACACAUCAAGAACAGUCUUAUGAAAUCUCUCCAUACAAAGAAUCAGAUGAUGAAAACGAAGAAGAUGACGAUGUUAUACCAAAUACUAAAUUUGUUCCAUCAUGGUCAAGGUAA
Molecule: messenger RNA, 4721 nt
Organism: Prunus mume (Japanese apricot)
Lineage: Eukaryota; Viridiplantae; Streptophyta; Magnoliopsida; Rosales; Rosaceae
Source: RefSeq, a predicted model, not a curated record